Messenger RNA from Hordeum vulgare subsp. vulgare (domesticated barley), 1932 nucleotides. RefSeq names its product protein FAR1-RELATED SEQUENCE 5-like. The transcript is spliced from 6 exons. The record is from RefSeq and is a predicted model, not a curated record. Lineage: Eukaryota; Viridiplantae; Streptophyta; Magnoliopsida; Poales; Poaceae. Gene Ontology annotation, molecular function: zinc ion binding; nucleic acid binding. The coding region runs from base 1 to 1932 and encodes 643 amino acids.
AUGGAUGAGCUCGCUGCACAGCAGCCUGAUGUGCCGCUCUGGGUUAGGAUUGGGAAGGCGCCGGCGAAACGAGAAGGCAACCCUAAUAGUAAAACUGCGCUGGAGAUAUCGAUGAGGGCUUACAUAUCGAAAAGGGAAGGGAAUGGUGUGAACCCUGCUGUUGGCACGGAAUUUGAUUCGCUCGAUGAGGCAUAUCAGUUUUACAAUCUGUACUCGUGGGAAGUUGGCUUCGGAAUAAGAUUUGCAAAAAGUAGAUUGAGUGUUAACAGACGAAAGUGUAUGCAAGAGAUUGUUUGUGGUUGUGCAAGUAAACCGCUUAGGGAGAACACUAGGUCAACGAGGUGCGGGUGCACUGCUAGGAUAAGGCUAUUGCGGUCAUCAGACAAUGGAUGGUAUAUCAGCGAGCACUGGGAUGCACACAACCACAACCUGUCGGCUACUUGUGGUGAUAAGAUGCAUUGGCAGUCUCACAGGCACAUUGACCGAUACACAAAAUAUCUAGUAAAACAGCUAAGAGAGAACAAUAUUAGUCUUGGGAAGGUGUUCAGUAUAGUUGGCAGCUUCUUUGGGUCUGUUGACAAUGUACCGUUUACAAAAAGAUCGCUCAAAACAUUGUGUUGCAAGCUGAACAAGGAACAGUCGGACUCAGAUGCAAGGAAGACUAUGGAUAUACUUGGUGAGAUGAAAGUGAACGAUCCAGAGUUCAAUUAUACCAUGCAAGUUGACGAGGAGAGCAGGAUCAAAUCAAUAAUGUGGUUGGCUAUAGAAGAAGUUAUGCGUGGGACGACGCAUAGAUGGUGUAAGUGGCACGUCCUAAAAAAGGCGAAAGAGUCGAUGGGUUUACUAUGGAGUAAGAAGAGUGAUUUCAAAUGUGAAUUCCACAAGAUGGUUCAUCAUAUGGUCAGCGAGAAGGAGUUCGAAGACAGAUGGGAUGCAAUGUUGGAAAGGUACUCACAAAUGCUUCUAAUGGGCUGCAAUAUCAUGCAAAGUGGCGUUUAUUUGAAGGUCAACCUCCCAAUUGAGAGGCACGCAAGCAAGAUUUACACAAGAGCAAUGUUCGAGCAAUUCGGUGAAUCUCUUUACAAGGCUGGGGCCUACGAAAUUGAUGUUGUUGAACCAAUGAAAUUAUAUCAUCUGACGCAUGUAGAUGCGUUGGCUCGUGAGAAAUGGAGCAAAGUUCAGUUUAAGGUUGAGGUAUCUGAUGACAAAUUAACAUUCGCAUGUGAGUGUGGGCAUUUCAAACACUUUGGCAUGGUUUGUUGUCAUGCGUUGAAGGUGAUGAUUGAGCUUAAGUUGGCAACGAUUCCUGAUAAAUACAUUAUGAAAAGGUGGACAAAAGAUGCUAGAGAUAUCCUGCCUGAACACCUUGCUCGUUACGAGAGAGACAAAGGGCCGCGGGGAUACGAGACUUAUCGCCAUAAUGCCAUGUACAUAAAGGCUUUCAAGUGUGUAAGGCUUGGUGAUAACAAUGUAAAAUUCUAUUAUGUCUUCAUGGCCAUGAUGAAGGAGGUGUACACAACUCUACUUCCUCUUAGUCAAGGCAAAGAUGGCAUGGGGCUUGAAGAGAGGGAGGCUGCACAAGGAAGGCCUGCAGCAAAUGGCACUUAUGCAUCAAUUGCUGAUGGUACAAACUUUAUGGGACAAUGUGAAACCAUGUCAAACUGCUCAGGUAUCGCGCUGGCCCCAUCUAAGCGUCCAGCAGGAAGACCAACUACAAGUCGAGAGAAGGCGUCGUAUGAACAUAAACAAAAGAGGUCUCGUUUUUGCAAGAUAUGUCGUGGUGAGGGACACAAGAGCACAACCUGUCCUGAUCGAGGCGAUUUGCCAAAACCACCAAGGAAAAUGCCCAGGUGCUCAAAGUGUGGUGUGCUUGGGCAUCUCAAGAAUUUAUGUGGCAAAACAACUGACCCGUUCGAGCCUAAUUUCCUCUAA